This is a messenger RNA of Ananas comosus (pineapple), 1912 nucleotides long. RefSeq names its product protein IQ-DOMAIN 1-like. Gene Ontology annotation, molecular function: protein binding. The coding region runs from base 275 to 1690 and encodes 471 amino acids. The transcript has 4 exons. The record is from RefSeq and is a predicted model, not a curated record. Lineage: Eukaryota; Viridiplantae; Streptophyta; Magnoliopsida; Poales; Bromeliaceae.
AUAAUAAAUAAAAUAAAUUAGACCCCCUCCCUCCCGAGUCCAUAAGGAUAGAGAGAGAAAGAAAGAGAGAGUCCUAAUUAUUAUUCCCUUCCUGGACUUCGUUCUCUUUUCCGCUGACCUUUUCUUCUCCUCUUUUUCUUUCUCACUCUUUUUUUUUUUAAUUUAUUUAUUUUUUCUAGUUAAAUCUCCCGCUCAAAAUUUCGGGUCGUUUUUGUGCUAAGGAAAAUUUGAGGGGAGGGAUGGGUAGGUUUUGAGGGGGCGGAGCGAGGCGGAGAUGGGGCGCGCCGCGCGGUGGCUCCGCGGGCUCCUCGGGGGGUGGCGCUCGGAUCCGGCGCCGGAGACGAGGGAGAAGAAGCAGCGCUGGGGCUUCGGCAAAUCCUUCCGGGAGAAGGAGAAGGAGAAGGAGAAGCCCCGCGCGCUGCCGCCGAGGGAGCCGGCGCCUCCGCCGUACCCGCCGGCGGCGGGGGGAGGACGAGGAGGAGGAGGAGGCGACGAGCAGAGCAAGCGGGCGAUCGCGGUGGCGGCGGCCACGGCGGCGGUGGCGGAGGCCGCGGUGGCGGCUGCGCAGGCCGCCGCGGCGGUGGUCCGCCUCACCAGCAGCGGCAGGUGCGCCGCCGCCGCCGCCGCCGCGGGGAGGCGCGACGAGUGUGCCGCGGUCCGGAUCCAAUCCGCGUUUCGGGGAUACUUGGCAAGAAGAGCUUUGAAGGCACUGAGGGGGCUGGUAAAGCUGCAGGCUCUGGUGAGAGGCAACAUUGUGCGGAAGCAAGCGGCAGAGACGCUUCGGUGCAUGCACGCGCUGGUUCGGGUGCAGGCCCGUGCUCGGGCUUGCCGUGCCCUGCGCUCCGAGCGGAGCCGCCCCGAUAAACCCUCUCGCUCCAACCCAGGUCCGCCGACGCCUGAGAAAUACGAACAAGGCGAGCGAACAAACGGGUCGAGAUCCGACCGGUCCGGCUCUUUCAAGAGGAAUUCUUCGAACAGAUCGCACUCUUCCGGGAGCAAUUGGCUGGACCGGUGGAUGGACGAGAAGUACGGCAAUAGCCGAGCAGAGAUCAAUCCGAGGGCAAUCGGAAUCGGCGGCGCUGCGGCGGACGACGAAAGGACGGCCAAGAUCCUAGAAGUAGACCCCGGAAAACCGCAAUUCAAUUCGAGGCGAAGGGCCGGCGCCGGCUCCCGCCUCCACUCGUCGAGCUCGGCCCACACUUCGGAGCAAAACAGCCGCAGCCUCGCGACGGUGCCCGACUCCCCUUCGAAGGACUCGACGACCGCCCAAUUGUCCACGCCGAGCCCGUCCUCGGUCGACAUGAGGCAUUCCCUGACCCCUCUAGAGUACCCUCUCGAGGCUGCGGAGUUCGGCGACAGCCCGCACUUCUACUCGGCCAGUUCCCGGCCCAGUAGCUCGAGGAGGGGUGCAUUCACUCCGUCGAAGAGCGAGUGCUCUCGGAGCCUAUUCGGGGGCUAUUCCGACUACCCCAACUACAUGGCAAACACAGAAUCCUCGAAGGCGAAGGCGCGGUCGCAGAGCGCGCCGAAACAGCGGCCCGAGUUCGAGAAAUCGGGCUCCGGCAAGAAGCUCUCGCCGAUCGGACCCGCGCAGCACCAGAAGUCGGCGUCGCUGCACGCCAAAUUCGCGAACAAGGCGUACCCGGGCUCCGGCCGGCUGGACCGGCUGGGAAUGCCCAUCAAAUACUGAUGAAAACCAAAGCUUGAAUCUGAAUCACUGCAGCUCAAAUGAUCUAUACACUUGUUUCUCUCUUCCUUUGGUUGUUUUCUUUUUCUUUUUUUUUUUUGCAUGCAAGUCCCUAACAAAAUUAUGUUUUCUACUUUUGUAGUCGCUACAAAUGUGUGUUAUCUCGUGCGUUGAAGUUAAAACUUCUUAUGUAAUGAAAAUGUCAGUUUCUGCUUCACUUUUCUA